UGAAGGCAGCAUGACAGCCCGUGUUUUAGACUCCAGCCCCCGUCGGCCUGGCUCUACUUCCUGUCUUCCAUAACUUUACUGUAGACAACCGCCGCUUUCACGGUAGCAGCUCGUGUCAUCGGAUAAACGCAACGUCGGCCAGGACUAGUCAUGACACAGCCAGAGCAGCAGGAGUUUACAGAGAGCCUGGAGUCAGCGCUGUCAUGGAUGCAGGCCAUUCAGGAGAGACUGAAGGGUAACGACAACACCCAAGGGCCUCGAGAUGCCCUGGAGGCCCGACUGAGGGAGACGGAGAAAAUCCAUCAGUCGGAACAAGAAGGUCGUAUGAAGAUGGACAAGGCCUUGGUUCUGGCUGAGAAGGUUCUGCAGAGUGCAGAUGAAGAGUUGAAGAACCACAUCCAAGCUAAGCUCAAGGGCCUGAAAAGCCAGUGGGAAGAGACCUGCACAUACAUCACCCACUGUCAUAGUCGGAUCGAGUGGGUUUGGCUCCACUGGAACGAGUACCUGAAGGCCUACGAGGAGUUUGAACUGUGGCUGAUGAAACAGCGGCGCAGCGUGGAUGCCCGGGUGGAGAUGCAGCUGGGGGUGAAGGAGAAGCUGUGGCAGGUCGACCAGCAAAGGGUGGUGGUGAGCGACAUCGAGGGCCAGGCGACGCUGCUGGAGAGGCUGCUGGACGAGGCUGCUGCCUUGCACAACAGAACCCAGGAUGCUAGUGUGGACGCCUGUGCCCAGGAAAGGCUGCAGGAGGCCUAUAAUGAUGUGAGGGAGCGAGCCAAGGAGCGUCUGUCACUGCUUCAGAGGAUCGCUGAGGAGCACCAGAUGUACCAGGGCUGUGUUCAGAAAUUCCAGUCCUGGCUGCUGUCGAAAACCAAGGAGCUAACUGAUCUAAUGGAGAAGCAGGAUGCAGGCGAGAACAAGCUCAAAGCCUUACAAGUUCUGGAUGACAGUGUAGCCAGUGAGGAGAAAACCCUGCAGCACAUCGAGGGAGUGGCAGAGGUGGUGAGGAACAACACCUCUCCUGCAGGGGCGGAGGCGGUGGUGGAUGAGGCUGAGGAGCUGAGGCUGGGCUGGCAGCGGCUGAGGCAGGGCCUGUGUGAGGCCGGGGAGGGACUCCGCCUCAGCCUGAGCUCUCACAGUCAGUACGUGGCCCGCUGCCAGCGGCUGGCCGAGGACACGGGCCGGCUCAGGGUGCAGCUGCAGGGGCUCGACCACGAGCUGGAGAACGGCUGCGAAGCAGGGGGCCGCGCCGAGAGCACCGAGGAGCAGAUGGUGGGCCGGUGGCACAAAUACACGGGUGUGAGGGAGGUGCUGACGGAGGAGGAGUCGCAAGUGGAGCUGUUGAAGGCUCAGCUCAAGGAGCUCUUCAGGUUCUCGGAGGACUCGCAACAUCUCUCUGAUGACGUCUUGGCUGUAGUCAAAAAGCAUCAAAGUGUGAAAUCCAGGGCCACCAGGUUGUGUUCAGAGUCAGAAUCAGGGCUGAAGAGCAUCCUUCAGGACCCACUGCUGGUCUUUGCCCACUGGAGCCACAGGGUCUCUCAGGUGCUGGAGGCUUCUGCUGAGGUCACGGACUUUUCCCACAUCGCCAAGUUGGUCCAAAGCAUUGAGCACCUGCUGAAGGACAGUGUGCAGCUGCAGGAGCGUCUGAGUCUGCUGCAGGUAAAAGGAGAACUGCUGGACUCUGUGUUUGGUCCUGAGCAAUCAGCGGGUCUGCAGGACGAGCUGACUGCUGCCGUCAGGAACCGAGAGCUGCUGCACACACAGCUGCUGCAGAGGAGGAGCAGGCUACAGGGCUUAAUCUCAAGAAGUAAGGACUUUGGAGAAGCCUCCCAGUUGAUUCAGUGUAAGCUGAGUGGUCUUCGAGACCGACUGGUGGCAGAAGACGUCCUGCAGCCUGACAUCCUAGCCAAGAAGACCCAGUCAGACCAGUUCAGGGUGAUACAGAAGGACCUAGAGGACUGUGAAGCCCAUUUAACAGCAAUAGAGACUCUGGUCUCCUCCAGUCAGAGCAACAGGACACAGUUUGAGAAGCACUUGGCUGAAUGGAGAUACUUGUACAACACCGUGAAGGGGAAGGUUGCCGACAGUGAAGAGAGUAUCUCAGACCACGAGAGCUUCCACGAAAGCCUCCUGAACAUAGAGAAGUGGCUGAUGAUCAUGAAGCAGAAGCUGGAGUCCUUUCGUAGCCCCUCAGGGACGUGGAGCAUAGAGGGCCGUGAACAUGAAGCUGAGAAAGCACUGGGAGAAUUUCCUGAGAAGGAACUUCAGCUGCAGCAGACAGAGAUCCAGGGUCAGGGAGUUUUGAAAAGAACUUCGGAGGAUGGACGUGUUCACAUCCAACGAGACAUGACCCGCCUACAGGAGUCCUGGACAGCCCUGUAUAACACCUAUCUCAACAUUCACGGUCUGCUGAACCACUCCAUGGAGCAGCCACACUCCGGCUCACGGAGAUUUGGAGGCUUAGUCGAGGGCACAGUCCCAACCAUAUAUGAGGGUCUGAGAGACAGCUCUGGACAUGAGAGUGGGGGGAGCCUUGAGGGGAAAACUCAGGAGGCAGGCAGCGGGCACUUCUUAAAUGCAGAUGAAUUAGAUUCAUCCGCUUCAGGCUUUCACAGCACAUCAGGCCGGAGAAGUUCCCCACGCCGCGCUACUGAAGGAAGCCCUGGCGGUGAUAAAUCACUGGUCGGCUGCAGCAGCAUCUUAGGUGAAGACAGAGCGGAGACUAUGACAAGAGCCAUCAGCUCCAGCGACGGUGCAGCAGGCCGUUCUAGUGAAGGCGGUGUGGAACCAGAAGGUCUCAGCCCACGAGGAGGAGCGUUCCUGCCAUUCAGAAGGACCCGAGCCACUGCACCCACUCAACAGCCAGCGGAGAACUCAGGACAGUAUGCGUCCAGGAAGCAGGAGUUCAGUGCCUGGCUGUCCAGACAGAACGAGCUUCUCUCAGGGAUCCUCAGCACCAGCGACGCACCAAUCAGCGCCAGAGACGUCAAGAGGCAACAGGACACACUCAAAGCUCUGAGGAGAGAUGUUUCCUGGGGUCAGGAACAGUUGCAGCUGUUGCUCCAGGAGAGUCAGAGCAGUGACACUGACUCAGGGUCGGCAAACGAUGUGGGUCUGGAGGAGCUCCGCUACCGCUGGAUGCUCUACAAGUCUAAACUGAAGGAGGCCACACCGGUCAGGGCCAUGACUCCUCCCAGGAAGCCCGGCCUGCUGCAGCGGGCCUGUGGCCUGGCUCUUCUGCUGUGGCUGCUGCUCCUGGCUCUGCUCUUCCUCGCCUUCCUGCUGCCCCUCAUGGACGAAGGCAACAGCUGCUCCCUCUCCAACAACUUCGCUCGAUCCUUUAACGUCAUGCUGCGCUACAACGGGCCUCCGCCCACAUAGACACAGCCUUGUCCUCUGCUCCUGCAGCUCAUUAGUUAAAUGUAUAUACAAUGAUGCUGGACUACAACCGACUGGCCGGCCUGAACGCUGUAGCUUAGUGUUAACCACACAGGAGCAGGUUCCUCUGAUGCUUAUUAUGCUAACUGUGACACUCCGUCACUAUGCUGCUCUUCUGUUGGUUGGGUUUUUAUGAAACAGCCCCAUGCUCCACCCACUGCCCCACUCACUACUCCACUCACUCCACCCACUACUCCAUCACUGCCCCACUUCCUGUUUCUCUCACUGCCCCACCCACUCCACCCAUCACUCCGUCACAGCUCCACCCACUGCCUGGUGUUGGACGAGCCCCAGUCAGUCGGUCCAUGGAUGUUGAACCAGAGUCCAGUCCACCUGUCAGACAUUCUUUACUUGUGCUAAUGAUACGUAGCAGCACUGAAUGCAGCAGCUAACUUACAAAGAACAGUGUGUUUUUAUUUGCUUGGAGCAGAGUGCGGAGACGUCCUGCGUUUGUAAUGAUCUAUAGAUUCCACUUAGUCAGGACCAGUCUGGUACUGUAACAUCUGUCUAUUAUUGGGUUCAGCUUUGUAACGCGUUUGAACUGUGUUGAACAGUUUCAUAUUACCUCGUGUGAGUCUUUUUUACAGAUAUAUAUAUUUUAGGUUGUACACACACACACACACACACACACACACACACACACACACACACACACACACACACACACACACACACACACGCAGAAUAUAUAAUAUAUUACAGUAUAUCUUCCUUUGUGUCAAGCAGUAAAUGCCAAAAGGAUAAAAAUUUGUAAAAGGAAAGCAGGUUUACAAACUAUGCAGACAGAAGGAGAGUUAAUUAAGCGUCUUCAGCUGCAGGACAAUGACUGGCUGCUGUUUAGGAGGAAGGAGCUUUUCUGUCCCUCUGAACUCGGUGUGUGUUGGUGAUAGCAUCCUGGAUGAUGGAGCACUCGUCUCUGCAGGCGUCAUAGAUGUGUGAGAAAUUGUCACUUUGAGGUGGUUUAGUUGCUCAUAGAACAGAAUCCAGCCUCCUUCAGAUUUUAAUGUUUGAACUUCUUCAAUUCUUGCCUGUAAGCUUUAAUAUUUUCAAACUGUUCUGAUUCUGUGGCGACGGCAGAACAUUUAAACGUUCACCGUUCAAACCCUGUUACAGUUCUAAAGGUGCUGUUUUAGUCUUUGUCCCGCACUCCUCUCCAAGAAUACAUGCACACACGCAGGAACUUUGUCCGCUGGCGUCCUAAGUAUGGAUUCAACUUGUUUCUGUGGCAACAGGGCUGAAAUGAAGUUGCACUAAUGCGUCCUGUCAGAGACUGAGGGUCUGGUUUAAAUGAGCAUAGUGCAACGUGAGGUCAGACGGAUUCUACCUCUCAAGGACUCCUGUCUGACUUGAUGCAUGUUUGACUUGGCUCAGGCAGUUCCCUCAUCUCUUGACUUGCUCAACAAUCCUAGUCUCCAUGUGAACCCAUUACCUUCAUUACACUGACCUUUGCCUCCUCUGUGUGUCGUCCUUUGCAUUGUGACACUGGUUAAAAGCCAGGAGGUUAUUGGGUUCUAACAGGUUAAAUGGCCCAGUAAGUUGUCCACCAGCCACCUGCACUGCGUUGCUAAGCAACAUGGAGAUGACGGCUCAACUACUGUUGGUCUGACGUCGCCAUGUUCAGACAGUGACCUUGUGGCUGAGUGACAGUGUUAACACUAGUCACGUGUCUGGUUCCAGUAAAAGCCUCCUGAUGAAUCACGCCCAUGAGGGGGAAACACUUCUCCACAGGUGACUGUGGGUGGAGGUGCUACAUGUGGGGGGUGAAGGCCUUAAAGGUUCUGUUCGCCAGCUGGGUGUGUCUUUGCUCCGUCUGGAGACGCUGCCCUAACAGUUCUACCAACAUCAUGUUGAUGCUGCACCAUGUUCUAUAUCGGGUUCUGCUCCUUAGUGCUUCGUCUUCUCUUAUGCAACGUAUGAAGAGGCUUGAAUUCACACUGGUCCUAAACCAGGCGCCUGUUGGAUGGAGACAUUGGUCUGAGCACUCGUUAUGCAAAUGUAUUGUACCUGUCAUUGAUCAUGGAAAUGUCAAAGCUUUUCUAUUAAAUCCUACAACUCUAUUUUAUGAAUGUUUUUAAAGCUUGUAUGUAACCAGGACCUUUGUAUUCUGAUAUAAUGAAGGAUCCAGAGCUACAA
Molecule: messenger RNA, 5568 nt
Organism: Betta splendens (Siamese fighting fish)
Lineage: Eukaryota; Metazoa; Chordata; Actinopteri; Anabantiformes; Osphronemidae
Gene: syne3
Product: spectrin repeat containing, nuclear envelope family member 3
Exons: 17
Coding region: 151-3378 (1075 amino acids)
Biological process (GO): nuclear migration
Cellular component (GO): meiotic nuclear membrane microtubule tethering complex; nuclear outer membrane; cytoplasm
Molecular function (GO): actin filament binding
Source: RefSeq, a predicted model, not a curated record